AUGAUUAUUUCUGCCAAUAUGCUUGCUGCACAGGAUAUUCUGUUAUCUCCUAUGUUCAGAAGCAAUUCCUAUUCUGAGGAUGAUGGAAGACGGUCAAGGAAUAAUGAAGACAUCAUUGUUUCUCCAAAUGAAGAGAUAAUGCAUGAUUGCUACAACCAACACCUGCUUGAGUAUAUGAAGGAUCAUGUUCACUCCAUGGAGGUUAAACAUAACAUGAUGUGUAAGAGGCAUAAAGCUAAGUUGGAGCAGUGCCACAACAGAAUUGACAGAUUGAAAGAGAAAGUUAAAGCUCAAGAAUCGAUCAUAGAUAUGAUGAAUGAUGACAUCAAUCAACUGGAAGCAGAGGUGGCAGAAAAGGAGUCUGAAAUCAAGAAAAUGAGAGAGUGUCAAAUUAGAGAUACUAGGAUGUAUGUGGAGUGCUCUGAAUAUCUGAAGAAUCGCCUGAUGGAGGUUAUCAAGGACCAUAUUUGUAGAUUCAUUGCAUCUUAA
Molecule: messenger RNA, 489 nt
Organism: Suillus bovinus
Lineage: Eukaryota; Fungi; Basidiomycota; Agaricomycetes; Boletales; Suillaceae
Exons: 2
Coding region: 1-489 (162 amino acids)
Source: RefSeq, a predicted model, not a curated record